Molecule: messenger RNA, 240 nt
Organism: Cotesia congregata
Lineage: Eukaryota; Metazoa; Arthropoda; Insecta; Hymenoptera; Braconidae
Source: the annotation of a GenBank genome assembly
AUGAAAAUAACCAAAAUUGUUCAAAAAACGAUUUUUGAAGUAAAUGAAAAUGGCGUUGAAGCAGUUGCUGCUACUCGUAUAUCUGAUAGACCACAUAACCCGGACUUGAAACAAGUUGAGUUUGUUGUUGAUCGACCAUUCAUGUAUUUGAUUACAAACAAGAAUAAUACUAUUCUAUUUUCCGGAAAGGUUACUGAUCCUGCCCGUACAAAUAAAAAUUUGGAUUUUAAAUUUGGAUGA